Molecule: messenger RNA, 600 nt
Organism: Capsicum annuum
Lineage: Eukaryota; Viridiplantae; Streptophyta; Magnoliopsida; Solanales; Solanaceae
Exons: 1
Coding region: 1-600 (199 amino acids)
Source: RefSeq, a predicted model, not a curated record
AUGGCCGAACCAACUAUUAUUCCUUUUGAGUUCAAGGGUCGUAAGUACAACCUCCGACCACUAUCACCAUCACAAGUAUGUGUGGCACAUCGACAAAUGAAGAGUUUGCAAGGAAACAAAAGAAAAGAGAAGGAACCCAUGGGUAGAGGGGAGGAACCCAAGAGUGGGAGGAGUGAGGGUGAAGAGGGAGUUUUAGCAUUGAGGGGUAAGGAUUCGAUGGUAAUGUUGGCUCGCAAGGGCGACGUUUUCAAAAAGUAUGAUAAUACUACUCCAAUGCUACUUUUGGCUCAUGUUUUGAAUGCUAACCCAUCCACUUCUCCUAUCCCGUCUUUUAUUUCUAAUGUUUUGCAGAAAUUUGAUGAUGUAUUUCCAAGGGAGCUGCCCCAAGGACUUCCUCCACUUCGAGAAAUUGAGCACCAAAUUGACCUUGUUCAGGGGUCGCAAUUACCAAACAAGCCGACUUAUAGGAGCAACCCCACUAAUACAAAUGAACUCCAAUGGCAAGUUGAAGACCUUCUUAACAAAGGAUACAUCAAGAAAAGCAUGAGCCCGUGCGCGGUCCCGGUGUUGCUUGUGUCGAAGAAGGAUGGGAUGUGGUGA